CUGUACUACAGAGUACUCAGCACAAUAGGAGUGAGGAGGACUGGGGGAGUGAGGACUGAGGAGUGAGCGACAAAGCCUUCGCUCUAUUUUCAUUUCCAUUCCAUUUCUGUCUUCAAUUUUGAACUUUCCCCCAAAAACUAUUUCCAUUUCCAUUUCGCUCUAAACCCUAGAAAAACCCAUCGUCUUCGCUAUUCUUCUGCCUUCUCCAGAUUUUCGCCAGCUUUAUCUUUUCCGUCCGUUUUACUAGCGGUGUUUGGUGCUGAAAUAGGUGGCAAUUGGUUCUAGUAUGACACAGGGACAAAUUUUGGAGCCAGAUCAGUUGCAACCUUCAUCUCCUUCAGCUCUUCCUCCCAUCGCAAGCCUUGAUGGGGUGGACCCUCCAGAGUCCGACAUUAUGUGCAGACCGGGUUUUGGAAGCACUGGCCGGUGCAUAUCUGUGCUUGUGAACCAUUUGAAGGUUUCUUUUGAGUCUCCAGAUGUGACAUUUUAUCAGUAUACGGCUAAGAUAACUUCUGAAGACUGUAGACCAAUUGAAAGCAAGUCGUUUCGGGUAAAGAUCAUUGAUGAGCUCUUCAAGAAACACUCGCAUGAAUUGAAAGUAAAACUUUUUGCAUUUGAUGGAAACGAGAAUGUGUAUACCGUUGGUCCUUUGUCACAGAAAAUUUCUGACUUUACUCUAAUACUUGAAGAGUCAAUUGGACUGAGUGCUGAUAACUCUAGUGAACCUACAAAGAAAUCUAAACAUUCUUUGGCACCAAAGCUUUUUAAAGUAGAGUUCAACUAUUGUCACGAAAUUCCUGUGCAACCAGUUGCUCUCACAUCUGAAGGACAUAACACAUGUGAUACCCGGGAUGCAUUAAGGGUACUCAAUACCAUUUUGAGGCAGCAGGCUAUCAAGAAGGGAUUCCUUUCUGUUAGACAAUCAUUCUUCCAGGAUGACUCCAGAAACUGCUUUGAGGUUGAUAAAGGUUUAAUUGGUUUGCGUGGAUUAGAUUCUAGUUUUCACAUGACAAGCGCAGGAUUGUCACUCAAUUUGGAUGUUGCUAUGACCUUAAUUCUGAAACCAGGACCUGUGCUUGAUUUUCUGCUGGCUAACCAAAAUGUGUUGGAGCCUCGCUAUAUUGACUGGGUUAAGGCGAAAAGAAUGUUGAAGAACUUGAGAAUCAAGACAAGCCAUACUAACAGGGUAUACAAGAUUAUUGGGUUGAGUGAUAAGCCAUGUUACCAGCAAAGUUUUCCGCUCAAAAUGGAAGAGGAUAAAGAUUCCAACGAAGAGCAAUUUUGGGAGACUACUGUGUUUGAAUACUUCCUGAAGCAUCGUGGUGUGGUGUUAACUUACUCGAAAUACAUGCCUUGCCUUGAUGUUGGCAAGCCAAAUAAACCCAUUUAUCUACCAAUUGAGAUCUGCUCACUGAUCUCACUUCAACGCUAUAGAAAACAACUGUCUCCAACCCAGAAAAUAACUUUAUUAGAAAGAACCAAGCUAAAGCCCCAUGAUCGAAUGAAAGCUCUGACUGAUGCUGUGAAGAACAACCAGUAUGAAAGUGACCCGUUGCUGGUAGCUUGUGGCAUUUCUGUUGAGAAGCAGUUUAUGCAGAUUGCUGGCCGUGUCCUUGAACCACCAAAGCUAAAGUUUGGCAGAAGUCAAGAUUGCAUGCCUGAAGAUGGCCGAUGGACCUUUAAGAAUAAACAAUUCAUGAUGCCUGUUAAUAUUAAGUGCUGGGCUAUCGUCAACUUUUCUUCUAAUUGUGAUACAAGCUAUCUUUCUCGUGAACUCAUUAACUGUGGACGGAGCAAAGGCAUGGAUAUUGAGCGACCAUAUGCGUUAGUUGAAGAGAAUCAGCAGAUGAGGAAAGCCAGUCCUUUGGCAAGAGUUGAUGCAAUGUUUGAGAAAUUACAAGAUAAGCUCCCAGAUCAACCAGAAUUCAUUUUGUGUGUAUUGCCAGAACGUAAAACUUCUAAUUUAUAUGGACCUUGGAAAAUGAGAAGUUUGAGUACCUUUGGGCUUGUAACACAAUGUGUUUGCCCUGUGAAAAUAACUGAACGGUACCUCACAAAUGUACUUCUAAAAAUUAAUUCUAAGCUGGGUGGUAUAAAUUCUUUAUUGGCAAUAGAGGAGCCUAGUUAUGUUCCCCACGUAAAAGAUAUUCCAACUAUGAUUUUGGGGAUGGAUGUCUCUCAUGGUUCGCCUGGUGGUUCAGAUCCUUCAAUCGCCGCGGUUGUUGGUUCCAUGUCUUGGCCCCUAAUAUCAAGGUACAGAGCAGUUGUAAGGGCUCAGUCUCCAAGAACUGAGAUAAUAGAUUCGUUGUUCAAACCACAAGAAAAUGGAAAGGAUACUGGUAUCAUGAGGAAGCUGCUAAAGGACUUCUAUAAAACAAGUGACGGCCAAAAACCCAAACAGAUCAUUGUUUUCAGGGACGGAGUAAGUAAUUCACAGUUCAGCCAGGUCCUCGAUGUUGAGCUGGAGCAGAUAAAACAGGGCUGCUUCCACUACUUGGUGCGUUCCCUCACUCUGCUGUGGUGUUUGGUUCUGCUUCUGCUUCCCCUUUGUUCUGCUUACCUGGGUCUUGGAGAGGAAGACAUUCCGAAAUUCACAGUAAUUGUUGCACAAAAGAGACACCACACUAGACUAUUCAAAGUGGGGGCUGAUGGCAAUGUUCCACCUGGGACAGUUGUGGACACUGAAGUUGUGCAUCCAAGGAACUAUGAUUUCUACAUGUGUGCUCAUGGGGGGAUGAUUGGUACACUGCGGCCCGUGCACUAUCAUGUAUUGCUUGAUGAGAUCGGCUUCUCACCAGACGAGCUUCAAAAUUUCAUUCACGCUUUAUCCUAUGUGUAUCAAAGGAGCACUCAUGCUACCUCUGUAGUUGCACCUAUCUCUUAUGCCCAUCAUGCUGCCAGACAAGUAGGACAGUUUGUCAAACACGAGGAGCUUCCCGAGAACUGUGGUGAGAACAACGGCUUCACGACCACAGGAAGUAUCCCUGUCCCGGAGCUGCCCAGUUUGCAUAAGAACGUCAGGAAAACCAUGUUUUUUUGCUAACUGGUCAUACUUUUCCUUUAAUUUAAGAGGCAGACAACAUGUGUAUAUCUGUUGUGUAUAUAUGCUCGUGCACAGGUGCCCUGAGACUCUGAUCUGAGUGAAGUGCUGCUAUGGUCGUGUAAAUUUUGCAGGUUAAUAUUCGGCUAUCUUGUACAAAUGGGUUAGGAAAUAUUUUCUCCGUCAGGUUUCAAGUUACUAGGAAAUUUUUGGAUCAGCUGUUGUGGCUAAACUUUUUCCUUUGAACUUGCGCGAACUAAUGAUUAUGUCACUAUACGUGAUAAGUUACAGAAGUUAGAAAAGAACAGCCAUUUUCUCUGUAA
Molecule: messenger RNA, 3363 nt
Organism: Spinacia oleracea (spinach)
Lineage: Eukaryota; Viridiplantae; Streptophyta; Magnoliopsida; Caryophyllales; Amaranthaceae
Product: protein argonaute 16
Exons: 24
Coding region: 287-3043 (918 amino acids)
Molecular function (GO): protein binding; RNA binding
Source: RefSeq, a predicted model, not a curated record